AUGACCCGACCAAUGAUGAUGCCCUUGGACCCUACUUCUUUGCGAAACCUCACCAAUGCCAAUACACUUCGAAAUCAGCAAUACAUCUGUUCGACGGUGGAAACUCAAAUUGUAAUGCGCGAAGGCAAACGACCCGCUAGCCCCACAACGAGAGUCAAGACUCUACUCGAUAAAAAGAAGACGGAACAGGAGAAGGAAAGAGGUGAGCGAGCCGCGAGACGGACGGCAAAGCAGGAACCAGUAGAACCAAGCGACACUGAGGGAGAAGCGAAGAAACAUCCCAGAGCAGCCGGAGACGACGAAGAGUAUAAAACACCCACCAAGCCACGACAAGAAUCGGAGGGCAUGGACCUCGACGGCCAUGAUCAACUCCGGAUUAAAAAGCGCGUCAAGUGGAGCACUAAUCUUCUUCAACGCUUCGAGAUGGACGCAAACAACUUUGAGGGCAUUCGGAAACGCGCAGAAUUAUCCAAGAGCGUCGCCCUAGGGAAAAGAUCACUCACUACUCAGGUGUUACUUGAUCCUCUUGGGAAUGUCACCGAAGCGGAUAUUCCCAUUCCCAAUCUACCUCAUGAACAAGUCGUCGUCACUAGAAUCGUCUACAUCGACGAUCUACCACCCUCGGAGCGACCGAAACGGGCAACUACGACUAAGCUUACCGCACAAGAGGGCGCGGCUUGA
Molecule: messenger RNA, 681 nt
Organism: Serendipita indica DSM 11827
Lineage: Eukaryota; Fungi; Basidiomycota; Agaricomycetes; Sebacinales; Serendipitaceae
Source: the annotation of a GenBank genome assembly